AUGAAUGUGGAUCUGGAGAUGGUGGACGAAGAGCUCUGGGCUACGCUUAGCGGAUCAGCUACACGGCAGUGGUCUGAUGGCGUGAAUGCCAUUGAUGGCUUCUUUGCGGACGCGCCCAUUCCGGAUUACAUCGACCAGGGUAGUAAGUGUGCUGUACGCACUCAAGCUACACAUCACAAGGGAGACCGUGAUUACGGUACCACAGACGACCAGCCACAUCUCGGCAUGCCAAACAAUACCCAGCUCCCAAACCGUGCAAGGGAAGAACGUGCAGCUGCCCCAGCGAUCAACAGCAGUGCUACAACAACCACCGAUGAGUUUGCGACCUUGCUUGAUGACCUUAACCACGUUGGAGGGCUGCUUGAGACCGAAGAUGCCGAUAUGCCAGAUACCGACAGCACUUCCAAAUUUGACUCACAGCCUGCAACAUCCGCCGUACAUGACACCAAUCGCUCUCCGAUAGCGAGUCCGACUGACAGUGCCUGGGCCAAGCACUUGACCUCACCGAAGCCAGGUCCAAAGAACCAUGAUGGGAAAUCGCCAACCCACACAGCUGCCAAGAACAUACCCUCCGCUUCUGUACUGCCUCUGCGUACUUCGCCACGCUGCACUGCUAUGAUGGUAGGAUAUGGACGUGGCAGCAAGGCACCUGCGAAGGAAGAAGCUCUUACUAUGGCGAGCGUCGCACAAGUCAGAAGCGACAAGCAUGCUAGGCUACGUGGAGAGGCCGACGAUGCUGCAGCAAAGCCACAAGAUGUGACUAGUGAUGGAGAGAUGAAGAGGACAGCGAAAGCCACGGAAGCAGACAUCGACACCAGGAGGGAAGCACCCCUUGCGGCAGAGGUAGAUUCAUCUCUGGCACCCAACGAGCUCCCCAGUGCUUCAGCUACGCCAAGGAAAGGUCGACCCAAGGCGAAGACAAAUGAGCAUGCCAAGUCGACUGUCCUGACUGUCCACGAAGAUGUGCAGACCACACCAAAGACUAGAUCUGCGAUGAAGUCACAAGAGCCAGAGGUGACAUUGCAACAUCAGUCUGACGAAGCAUCAUCGCCGGCGCCAAACUCUGGGACCUCAGCGUCAGUCGAGCAGUCCGUUGCCAGUCGUACACCACGAACAACGACAACAGGCCAAGACGACACCAUUGCUGACAGAUCAGCAGAAGUGGCAGAAAUACGUGCUGCCAAGCCGCCAAAGAAGAAGAUGAAGCGCAACAGUACGAAGUCCAGAGGUGACAUCUCAAAACUCAUGGAUGAUCCCACCACGACGACUAUCGAUACGAAGACGCCAGGAAGAACGACACGCAAACAGGUCAAGGAGGCGUAUGCGGCUCAGCCGAAUGGUGCCGCUACGGCGAAGAAGAGACAUCAGGAGAAGUAA
Recurvomyces mirabilis is the source of this 1377-nucleotide messenger RNA. RefSeq lists its product as uncharacterized. The transcript has a single exon. The record is from RefSeq and is a predicted model, not a curated record. Lineage: Eukaryota; Fungi; Ascomycota; Dothideomycetes; Mycosphaerellales; Teratosphaeriaceae. The coding region runs from base 1 to 1377 and encodes 458 amino acids.